AUGAAAAUACAAAUACACGCUCUUCUUGUCCUGGCGGUCAUCUGUAGUGUUCUGCGCCCGUUUGCUGUCGCCAAGGGAAACGCAGUGCGGACAAAUUGUGCCAGUGAAAACUUGCAAUACCAAACUUGUUCAGUUGUUGACCAAGGUACAAUACUGUCUGUGUCACUGCACAGGCAGUUAUCCAAUAGUGAGUGUGUGGAGAGCAGCACAUUUGGCAUAGACUAUAACAUACACACAGGAAGUAUGUGGGUGUCUAACGGUUGCAGAGGAGAGUUCAAUGUUACAACUGUAAGUUGUGAUCUUGGCUGGAUGUACUUUAAUGGUCAGUGCUACAAGCGAGUGGAGACCUACUACACCUGGUCACAGGCAUCAGACCAUUGCAUGCAACUCGGUGCACACCUGGCAUCAAUCCACAGUAGAGCCGAACAGGACUUCCUGGUGGAGAAUGUGCUUAAUGGUGCCAGUGGCGGGUACUGGUCAGGUUUACACCUGUUCAUUGGUCACUGGUGGUGGGAGGACCAUCUUGACCCUGUGGACUUCAACACGGCCUUCUCCAACUGGUUAAACAACGAGGGCGAGAUUAGUGAGCUCAGUGGCGGGUGUAUGUUGCUGAAAGGAUCCAACUGGAAGUGGGAAGACAAGAGAUGCCAUAACAGCCAGAAGAGCCUAUGUCAGAUUUCUGUCUGUGGCAGUGGUCAGAUGCUGAACCCAUCAACAGGUGCCUGUGAGCUGGACCAUAACAUUCUCAGCAGUACUAGUUCAUACCCUGGCAUCAAUAACAUUCUCAGCAGUACUAGUUCAUACCCUGGCAUCAAUAACAUUCUCAGCAGUAAUAGUUCAUACCCUGGCAGUGCAUUUGAUCCAGGUGACCUAAAAGACCGGAUGCCCUACCAUAAUAUUUCCCUGGGUUUGACCCCUCCCCCUGAUGAGCACUUAUAUUUGAUCAACACAAGUCCAGUGAGGACAGGAGAGGAAGUGACAUUUCUGCUGUUUGCAGAGGCGGCAUCUGGCGGCAGCUACAUCUCAGACAUGGGCAGUGGCGGUCAAACUUGGGUGGACAUACCAGUGCCCACUGACAAUCAGUCACUCCACCAACUCAUUCCUACUUGGAUGCACUUACCUUUUGAUCCAGCAGAUGCUUUGAUAUCAGCGUUCACGCAUACUUUUUCUGAAGCUGGCACGUAUGAUGUUCAAGCGAAACGCAAUGCUUCUGGCGAGUACUCACAAUUAGUGGUGGAGACGCGGGUUGUAAUACAACACACACUCUGUCUGCCACCGCCAGUCAUCAUCCGAGGCGGAGGACUGGGUAUAAAUGCCACCAUGCCGUACCACAAGAAGGACAGGAUCUCACUGACAGGCAAUAUCAAUAUAACCUGCAGUGAUGUGAAGAGGUCCAGUUUCCAUUGGUCAGUUUAUACAGUGGGCCGUGCCAAGGACAUUAUUGACCAGUCUAAUAUGCUGCGGCUGCCAGAUUCCGUUGCUACAUCUAAGCCUCAUCUAGACCUCCCCAGGUAUACCUUACCUGCUGGAAUGUACGUGGCUGAGCUACAGGUCACAUUGCACACCAGCACAGACAUUGUGAUCAGCAUAAACCAGACAUGGUUCACAGUGGUGCCAUCUACAAUUCUGAAUGCUGUCAUCACAGGGGGAAGCAUGGUCACUGUAGGUUCAGAACAGGUGAUCAGGAUCAACGCCUCCCUGUCUGGUGACCCUGAUGUCAAAGGGGUAGACACACAGCUCAAGUUCCAGUGGUUUUGUACUUUAGAGAGCCAAGAUUUCCCUGAGAACCUCACUGCUGACACUGGGAGUUCUGGAGGCUGCACUGGCCAAGGCUACAGUAUUGGUGGGAAUUCAUCUGUGCUGGAACUGCCCCCAGGGAUACUGCCAGCUGGACAGAGCUAUGUGUUCAGGGCACUGGUCACCAAGGACGGUCACUCUCCAGCCUCUGCUGACCAGCAGGUCAAAGUCAUGGCGGGGGAGCCACCACAGGUGAGGAUUACCUGCAGACAGAAUUGCGACACCUACCUGAACCCCAGCCAGCGCCUGUCACUGACCACCAGCUGUGACCGCUGCCGUAACCUGGACACCCUGACCUACACCUGGUCACUGGUCCCCCAGUCACUGACCAACACUAGGCAGGCACUGGACUGGAGGCUGGACACACUGACCGGUGGGAACAAGAAGAACUUGGUGAUCAGAGAGAAUGUAUUCAGUGCUGAUGUGGAGGAGACUUAUAGUUUGAGACUGGAGGCCUACAGCAGGUCCAGCGGGUCAACAGGUCAAACAGAGUACCAGUUCUCCACCAACUCUCCCCCUACCGCUGGUCAGUGCACGGUCAGUCCAAGCCAGGGGACGGUCCUGGUCACCAAGUUCUCCAUCCAAUGUACAGGGUUCCUGGACAGCCACCUGCCACUGCACUAUGAGUACAGAGCCAAGGUGGACAACAGGGAGAGCUUGCUGUAUUCUGGGCUAGAGUCCACCAUGCCGGCCAGUUUUCUGCCCCUGGGGGACAAGAGGAGGGAGUACAGAUUGGAUCUGAUGGUCACUGUGAAGGAUUCGUUCGGGGCUAGCACCUUCGUGGAACUGUUUGCCAAGGUUGAAGAGGGUCAGAUGGACAACACGGCCCUGGCUGGCCUGACAUCCGGUGAGAACUCCACUCUGAGCACACUACUGCUGUCUGGGGACACUAGCGCCGCCACACAGCUCAUCUCUAGUGUCACGUCACUGCUGAACUCACAGAGUGAGAAACAGACCGACACAACUGGGGUGUCCAAGCUAGAGAGACAACAGCUGCGUACCAGUCUGGUGGAGUCUCUGCUGACAGUGGAAGUGGAAUCAGUGGAGUCUCUCCAGCAGACGUCAGCUGCCCUAGAGAGUAUCACGCAGGUCACAGAGGAGCUGAGCGCAGAGGCUCAGGUCAGUGCCGCCACCGCCUGCAAGGAACUGUCUGCCUUCCUGACCAGUGAGGCCGGUGCUGAGCUGGACACCAAGACGCUGGAGGACACGGCUGGGUAA
This is a messenger RNA of Lingula anatina, 3015 nucleotides long. Its product is annotated as polycystin-1-like protein 2. The record is from RefSeq and is a predicted model, not a curated record. Lineage: Eukaryota; Metazoa; Brachiopoda; Lingulata; Lingulida; Lingulidae. Gene Ontology annotation, biological process: detection of mechanical stimulus. Gene Ontology annotation, cellular component: membrane. Gene Ontology annotation, molecular function: protein binding; calcium ion binding; calcium channel activity.